This is a messenger RNA of Brassica rapa (field mustard), 2349 nucleotides long. RefSeq names its product glutathione S-transferase DHAR2. Gene Ontology annotation, molecular function: glutathione dehydrogenase (ascorbate) activity. The record is from RefSeq and is a predicted model, not a curated record. NCBI's taxonomy places the organism in Eukaryota, Viridiplantae, Streptophyta, Magnoliopsida, Brassicales, Brassicaceae. Gene Ontology annotation, biological process: ascorbate glutathione cycle; cellular oxidant detoxification; protein glutathionylation.
CCCAGUUCAGAGCAAGCUGGAUUAAGUAAGAUAGAGAUCGUAAAUGAUGCUAAAGCAGCUGUAAUAGGAGCUGAUGUUGUGUGCUCAGAGUAUGGGCCAGUAUGGGGCAAAAGGAUGAAGCUGAAUACCGCCGUAAAGCAUUCCAAGGAUUCCAGGUGGAUGAAGCUCUUAUGAAGUUGGCUGGACCAAAAGCCUAUUUCAUGCAUUGUUUGCCUGCAGAGAAGGUGACUAAUGGAGUCGUGGGGGCUCCUUAUUCCAUUGUCUUCCCACAGGCUGAGAAUCGCAUGCAUGCUCAAAAUGCUAUAAUGCUUCAUUUGCUUGGCUUUUAAACACCUUUUGAAACCUUAAUGAAUAAUAAUGUUGUUGCCAUCAUCGUGCUAGUUUAGGUGUUUUAAGAAAUUUUCCUCUUGACCAUAAAAAAAAAAGAAAUUUUCCUCAAGCGAAGUGACUGAGAUACUCCUCAAUGCAUGUGUACAUGACAUCACGGUAAAGCACAGAGGCUUCAAGACCAAAGGAAGGCUCUAUAGUGAAAUUUGUCUGAUCUCCCUUCACAAACACUGAGUGGUUUAUCGACAGAAUAACGUUCAUGGGAACCGGAGACACUGCCAAAAAGAAAAAAAGAACAUAUAUUCUUAUUUAACGAAUUUAAAUAAUGAAAAAGGCGGUAAGUAAUACAAAAUGCUAAAAGCCUCAUGGUGCAUGAUACUUAUAAGCCUUGGGUGCUUUUGAGUUUUGAGCACUAGUUCUUCUGAGAUGUGAGUCUUCUCAAGCGACUUGCCGACCUUUUUCUCCCACAAAGCGACCAUUUCGUUCAUUGACAACGUGUUCUUGGGAGGUUUAUUGUAGAGGAUUUUGUUAACAGUCUUGGGAUCAUCCACUGUCUUGAUUGUGUAAGCAGCAAUAUCUUCCUCCUUGUUGAUCACAGCUGCCAAUAACAAUAAUUUUGAUUAUAAAAAUAAUUUUAUGUUAUACAUUAACUAAAUAAUAGUGUUUUUAUGUAUUUAAAAAUGUUUAUGAUUUUACAUAUUAAGCUAAUUAAAUAUAUUUAUUAAAUAUUUUAGUUAAUUUAGUAUUUUAGUAUUUGUUUUGCAAUUAAACAAAUUUCUGUUCAAUAUUUAUAAAAUAAAUAUAUUAAUUAAACUCCACAACAUCAUGUUUUCAAAUAUAAAACUCAAACUAAAUAUUUAAAAUCAUUUAAUCUGGAAGAAGUAUUAAAAUGGUGCGCAGUUCAACAUAAGAAAAGUACAAUUGAUUGGACAAAUUUUUAAGGUUUGACCACUGAUUACUGAAAAUGGAAAUAUUAUAAAUUUUAAGGUUCGAUAAUGUCGGAACUUGAAACCAACUUCGUGACGACCACUUCACUUGUGACGCCAUAGUUUCCUUUAAUUAUUUUCUAAUUAAAUCAGUCAAAAGCUUUUAUAAAUUAUUUAAUUCUCAUUUACACAUCUGCUUAAAACAUUCACCAAUAAAGAAUAUAUUCUCUUGAUUUGAUUUCGUGCGAAAUCUGAAGAUCGAUGGCGGAUCUUGAGAUCUGCGUGAAGGGUGCCGUUGGUGCUCCUGAUGUUCUCGGUGACUGCCCGUUCAGCCAACGGGUUCUUCUGACCCUCGAAGAGAAGAAACUUCCUUACAAGAUUCAUCUCGCUAACGUCUCCGACAAACCCCAAUGGUUUUUAGACAUUAACCCGGAAGGCAAAGUUCCGGUGAUGAAGCUUGACGGAAAAUGGGUGGCUGAUUCAGACGUCAUCGUCGGAAUCCUCGAGGAGAAAUAUCCAGAGCCUUCUCUCAAGACUCCUCCUGAGUUCGCCUCUGUUGGAUCCAAAAUCUUUGGUUCUUUUGUGACUUUCUUGACAAGCAAAGACCCCAGUGACGGUUCCGACAAGGCUUUGCUUAACGAGUUAGAAUCCCUGGAGAAUCACCUUAAGACAUGUCCUGGUCCUUUUGUAGCUGGAGAGAAACUCACUGCGGUUGAUCUGAGUUUAGCACCAAAGCUUUACCAUCUUGAGAUGGCUCUUGGUCACUACAAGAAAUGGUCUGUCCCUGAGAGCUUGACCAAUGUUCGUAGCUACGCUAACGCUUUGUUCUCUAGAGAGUCGUUCGAGAAAACCAAAGCUAAGAAGGAGUUUGUGGUCGCUGGUUGGGAAUCUAAGGUGAACAAGUGAUGUGCGGAUCUAUAUUAGCUGCUUCAAGUUAUGUUGCUUUAAAAUAAAUAAAUAAAAGUUAUGUUGCUUUAAAGUUUAAAAAAAUAAGGGUUUGUUGCUUUCAAGUACUAUCAGUAUCAGCGAAUACUCUUGUGUUAUCAAAUCAAAUCAAAUCAAUAAUGAUGCAAAAAAAAAACAAUCAUGUCCUUUA